AUGCUGUCCGCAUGCUCUGUUGCCUUUAGGGCGGGUGCCCGCCGGAGCGUUCGACGGCUGCCGACCAAAGCCCGCGUCGUCGCUGUCACCCCCUCCGUUCAGCGCCAAAAGCCGUUCUCGUCAUCUGCAGCCCGGACUACCGAUCUCAGCACGAGGGCUAUGAUAGUGCAGACACUAUCGUCCGUUGGGUCGAAGCGUGAAGUUCAGCAGUACCUCUCCCUCUUCACAUCGGUCUCGUCGCAACGCUUCGCCGUUAUCAAGGUUGGCGGCGCCAUCUUGACGGAAUACCUCGACGAGCUAUGCUCUAGCUUGGCCUUCCUCUACACCGUCGGCCUGUACCCCGUCAUUGUGCAUGGCGCCGGUCCCCAGCUGAACACCCUCCUGGAGCAGGCCGGCAUCGAGCCGCAGUUCGAGGAAGGCAUCCGCAUUACCGAUGCUAAGACGCUUCGCGUGGCGCGAGACCUCUUCCUCAAGGAGAACCUUAACCUUGUCAACAAGCUGGAGGAGAAGGGUGUCCAUGCUCAGCCCCUGGCGACUGGCAUGUUUAGGGCCGACUACCUCAACAAGGACAAGUGGGGUUAUGUCGGAAAGGUCACUGGCGUUAACAAGCAGGCGAUCGAGACGGCAAUCAACAAUGGCUAUCUCCCGAUUCUUACUUCGAUGGCCGAGACCGACGAUGGCCAGAUUCUCAAUGUCAAUGCCGACGUUGCUGCCGCUGAGCUGGCUCGCGCUCUCGAGCCCCUCAAGGUGGUGUAUCUUUCCGAGAAGGGGGGGUUGUUUGACGCCGCGGGUCAAAAGAUUUCCGCCAUAAAUCUGGAUGAGGAGUUUGACCACCUCAUGUCUCAAGAGUGGGUCAAAUACGGCACUCGCCUGAAGAUUAAAGAGAUCAAGGAACUUUUGGACACGCUGCCGCGGACGACAAGUGUUGCCAUCAUCCACCCCGGCGAUCUUCAGAAGGAGCUGUUCACGGACUCGGGCGCUGGAACUCUCAUUAGACGUGGCAACAAGCUUCUUUCUGCCACGAGCCUCUCUGAUUUCAAAGAUCUCGACGCUCUUAAGCAGGUUCUGGUUCGGGAUCGAGAGGGCCCUGAUGCCGCCGCGACCGUUGACAAAUAUCUCGACUUCCUCAAGGAGAACUCUUUCAAGGCAUACUAUGACGAGCCCAUGAACGCGCUUGCGAUCGUUCUCCCGGCACGUGACGGCCGACAGGCUACUCUUGCGACACUCACCAUCACGAAGUCUGGUUGGCUGACCAACGUUGCCGACAACAUCUUCACCACCCUUCAAAAGGAACACCCUGAGCUUGUGUGGACUGUCAAGGAGGACGACGAGAACCUCAGCUGGUUCUUCGAUAAGGCCGAAGGCAGCAUUACGCAAGACGGAGAUGUCAUGUUCUGGUACGGCAUCCAGAACAAGCCCGUGCUCGUUCAGCUGAUGCAGGACUUUACACAACACGGCCGAGCUAUGCUUGGUGAUUCCAAUCUCGAGUCUCGGCUCCACCGCGCUGCAAACAACUCGUCCAAGCCUGUCCUCCAACAGGCCCGGGGUUAUUCGACCUUAGCUCGCCGUCCUGUGCUCUCCACUCCAGUUUUCUCGCAGUCCAAGGGCAGAGGAUACGUGACUCAGACAAACCCAAACCCUCCGUAUGGCAAGAAAAACGCUUCGAAGUCGCAGCCCGCUCGGGUAGCUCUCAUUGGCGCCCGUGGAUAUACCGGCCAGGAGCUAAUCCGCCUUCUGGACCUGCACCCGAACCUGGAGCUGGUGCACGUCUCAUCCCGAGAGCUUGCAGGGAAGAAACUCGAGGGAUACAACAAGGCGGAUGUCACGUACGAAAACCUCAGCCCGGACGACGUUCGAGACAUGGAGAAGCGUGGUGAAAUUGACUGCUGGGUCAUGGCCCUUCCUAACGGCGUGUGCAAGCCGUUUGUGGAUGCCGUCUACGAAGGGCGCAAGUCGUCCAGCCACAAGAGCGUCAUUGUGGAUCUUUCGGCUGACUACCGGUUUGACAAUUCAUGGACGUACGGUCUUCCAGAGCUUGUUCCUAGGGCCAACCUGGCGCAGGCUACGCAGAUCGCGAAUCCUGGAUGCUAUGCUACGGCAGCCCAGCUGGGAAUAUCGCCGCUUGUGGAGCACCUUGGUGGGAUGCCCCACGUGUUCGGCGUGUCGGGAUACUCGGGCGCUGGCACCAAACCAUCCCCCAAGAACGACGUUGGGUUCCUUACCGACAAUAUCAUCCCCUACAGUUUGACGGGCCACAUCCAUGAGCGCGAAGUAAGCAGCCAGCUGGGCGCAAACAUUGCCUUCGUCCCCCAUGUUGCUGUCUGGUUCCGCGGCAUUCACCACACCAUCUCUAUUCCCCUGAACAAGACCAUGACAUCUCGUGAUGUUCGCCAAAUCUACCAAGACAGAUACGCUGGUGAGAAGCUUGUCAAGGUGGUCGGCGAGGCCCCUCUGGUCAAGAACAUUAGCGGAAAACACGGUGUCGAGAUUGGCGGCUUUGAGGUCGACAAGACAGGAAAGCGAGUUGUUGUCUGCGCGACAAUCGAUAACCUGCUGAAGGGGGCUGCUACACAGUGUCUACAAAACAUGAAUCUCGCCCUGGGCUAUGCGGAAUACGAGGGUAUUCCAGUUAUGUGA
Lasiosphaeria miniovina is the source of this 2637-nucleotide messenger RNA. Its product is annotated as Aspartate/glutamate/uridylate kinase. The coding region runs from base 1 to 2637 and encodes 878 amino acids. The record is from RefSeq and is a predicted model, not a curated record. The transcript has 2 exons. Gene Ontology annotation, molecular function: acetylglutamate kinase activity; NAD binding; N-acetyl-gamma-glutamyl-phosphate reductase (NADP+) activity. Lineage: Eukaryota; Fungi; Ascomycota; Sordariomycetes; Sordariales; Lasiosphaeriaceae. Gene Ontology annotation, cellular component: mitochondrion; mitochondrial matrix; cytoplasm. Gene Ontology annotation, biological process: L-arginine biosynthetic process.